AUGUAUUGUUUAGUUGCAACAAAAGAAGACAAAUAUUUGGUGACAUCGCACAGAAAUGUCAGACGUCAAAAAAACCUAUUGUUUGUUAUAUAUAAAGGUUAUGAAUUCCAAGUCAUGACUAUUUUUCGAUAUGGUAAAAGAAAAGAUUUGCUAAAAUUAGCUCAAAACCUAUCGUACAAAUUACCUAAAGUUUAUAUUCCACGAAUAAGAGAAAAAAGUACAUCAACUUCUUCAAAAGCCGCAGUUUUAUCUGAUGCUGUUUCUGAUUUAACUCAAAUAAAAAAUUCUACAGUUUCAAGAAUUUCAUUAACUGAUCAAGAUAUUAUUCAAGAUGAAACUUGUAAAACUGAGGAUAGUUCAGAGUUAAAUUUGAUUUCUAACGGAACAGAUAGUUCGUCAUCUCACUUAGAACAAAAAUUUUACGAAGAUAUCGAUAAGUUUAGUAUUUGUAAUAUUAAUACUUCAAAGAACGUUUUGUUGAUUAAUAAAUCAAUGAACGAUCAUUAUAAAAAUGAUAAUUGUAAUGAUAUCAAUUCAAAUUUAAAAAUACUCUCUACAGAAUCUCAUACUAAAGUUAAAAAUUUGAUUGAUUUUACGGAUCUAAAAAUAAAUGAAAAAAAAAAAGAGGUAAGGUUCUUAAACGUAAAUGAAAAUAAUAAAGAUCAAGUGAAUAUGACUGGUUUAAAUGAUGAGCAAAAUCUAGAACCAACAUGCAAUGUAUCUCCAGACAGUGAAACUCUGAAUAAAAGUAUAAUUAAAGCUACAGAAGCUAGGAAACCGCUUGUGAGAUCAGUUGUUGAAGGGAAUUUUUUGCCAAUUAAUAAUGGUUUUAUCACGAAAAGUACUGAGCCGUUAAAUUGGGAAACAAUUGAUGAAAUCCCUAUUAUUAUAAUGAACGGUCCGUUAGAACUUGAAAAUGAAGAAAGUAUAGCUCUCUACCCAUCAUUUGAAUACCAGUCAUUGCCAUCUUCAGCCACAUUAGGUGAAAAUAAUGAUUGUUUCGCUUCUGAUAACAAAGAUUCUGAAAUAAACGGAUUUCAAGAUAAAACAGUUUCAUCUAUAACUAAGCGGGACGAUGAAACGUUAACAUCAAAUAACUCGGUCAAAAAUUUUUCUUUCAAGUAUGAUCAAUGUCCCAAUCAAUCAGACGAAGACCCUAAUGACCCAAAUUAUGAAGUCGGUGACAGUGAAGACUUAGAUUAUGAUUCUGAAUACAGUGACUCUCAUAUUAGUGAGCUUGAAGAAUUAGAUGAUUUAGAUGAUUUUGAGGAGCCUGAAGAUUUAAGAAAAGACAGCAUUGUGAGGGACGAUUUUAAUACAUCAGCAGAUUGGAAUUUUGAUCUGUCAUCCAUGCAAUUGCAAGAGAGUCGAGUCAAUGAUUUGGAUAUAGACUUAAAUGCUAAACAGAAUGAAGUUCUUGAUGAUGAACAAGUUUCAGAGCCAUUAUUAUUCGAUAACUCCCGUUCAAGUAUGUCUACUCUUGAUCAAUCGAAAAAUGACUCCACAUUCGUGCCGGACUCAGAAUCAUACUUGAAUGAAUCUAACCUAUCUAACUCACUUUCAGAAGAAAUUGCAAACAUUGACUCGGUUAAUAAUGGGAAUAAUUCUGUUGACGAACUUAUGUCUAAAGCAGUAGCACCCAAUCUUAAUGAGUUAGAAGUAACAGAAACAGGAAAGGAAACUAAAAAAACUUUCUGCUGUUUCUGUCUGCAGUUAAAAGCAGUUCCAAGUCGACAUUAUAGAGACGUUCAUAGCAACGAAAAAGAAGUUAAGCAAUUUCUCGCAAUGAAAAACAAUUCAGUAGAAAGAAAAGCAGCAAUUGAAAAAUUAAGACUCCGAGGAAAUAAUAUUUACAAUCUCAACAGAGACUUUAACAAAGGAAAACUUCUCGUCUGUAGGCAACCUCGUCAAAAUUCAGUGGCAAAUGCUGGUGAUUAUAAGCCUUGUUCUAAAUGUGGCAAAUGGUUACUUAAUGUAAAACGUCACCAAUGUCCUUACGAACGAGAUCACUGCGACGAUCGCUCACACUUAGUUAAAUCAAAAAUCAUGAUGGGUCAAAUACAUGAAAAUGCUAAUGAAUUAACAAGAAAAAUUCUUGCGAUUUUGAACGAUGAUGAAAUUUCUGAAGCUGUACGGUACGACCCUUUACUAAUAGUCUUUGCUAACGACUUGACAGAGCGAUAUACCAACCAACAUCAGCAUAAAAUGAUUCGCUCUCGUUUGAGAAUGUUGGGAGGUAUAUUGUUGAAAGUGAUGGAGUACAAUGAAGCUGUAUUCGAAGGUGGUAUGAUUAAUCAAAAGCCUAAUCCUGUAAAUGUGAACAAAUUUGCGGAUAUUAUUGACCCAAGGCUUUAUGAUAAUAUGAUUGUCGCUAUCCAAAACAUAAAUGGCAUGAAUAUUGAAAAAAGUGAAUGCAGAGCUCCAUCGUCGGCUACUGCAGCUGGUACAUGGAUUACGAAAGUAGCUAAAGUUUAUCAGAAAGAGUUGAUAAAAAGUUUAGAGUUUGACAAAGCUAAACAUGUAGAGUAUUUCCUUAAAGUCCACGAAGUUGAGUUUUCCACGCGAAUCAAUAAUCUUGCCAGAAGCGUACAAAUACAACAAAGAAGACACAAUCAGAAACCCCUCCCGACUAUGGAUGACAUAAAUCUCUUUCGAGAUUAUUACUUACGCAUUGAGUUUGGUGGCAAGAAAGGCCGAGAGGUGCCACUACUUUUAUCAAGCAAUAUGCGUGGUUUCAUAGAUUUAAUUCUUACUCAUCGUAGUGCAGCUAAAAUACACCCUGAUAACCCGUUCAUUUUUGCGUUACCAGGAUUUGACGCUAGUGACGAUGACAGUUCAGCCAUGGAUGUCUCUCUAGAUAUGGACCAAAGUACCGAAGAAUCAAAUUCUAAUUCCGAUCAAGACAAUUCUACUGUUACGGCUCAUAUGAAAAAGUUUUUAACAAAAAAACGCAAGUUAGAUGAUAUUGCAUCUUCAGAUGAAGAGUUUGACGACGUAACUUCAAGGUCUGAUAAAAAUCCAAAGAUUUCAAAAACAAAGCCUUAUGAUGAUGCAUUAACCGAACCCAGGCGAAUAAAUACAAAAAGAACAUGGUCAAGCGAGGAGAAGACGAUUGUUCUAAAAACAUUUGGCUAUUCAAUUAAACUUAUGAAAACUCCAUCUGCAGAAGUCAUGACAAAGUUUUUAGAAGAUAAUCCAAUUGUUAAAAGAUCUGUACCUCAACUGCGCUCAUGGAUCAACAAUCAAUAUAAAGAUAAAUUAGAAAAAAAGAAAAUGGGACAUUAG
Messenger RNA from Cotesia congregata, 3285 nucleotides. The record is from the annotation of a GenBank genome assembly. Lineage: Eukaryota; Metazoa; Arthropoda; Insecta; Hymenoptera; Braconidae.